This is a messenger RNA of Neltuma alba, 1709 nucleotides long. Its product is annotated as vignain-like. Gene Ontology annotation, molecular function: cysteine-type peptidase activity. Bases 205 to 1293 code for a protein of 362 amino acids. NCBI's taxonomy places the organism in Eukaryota, Viridiplantae, Streptophyta, Magnoliopsida, Fabales, Fabaceae. Gene Ontology annotation, biological process: proteolysis. The record is from RefSeq and is a predicted model, not a curated record. The transcript has 4 exons.
AAAUAAGCAACCUACAUGCAUCCUUUCUUUUCUACAAUCAUCAGGUUAUUACAUAUAUUGUUGAAGCUUACAAGUAACCUGUAAUAACCCCAAUUAUCAUUUAAUAGAAUUAUUUCUCAUCCCUCUCCCCCUUUAUACCCUUAUAUAUAGCAUCCCCAAUUGCUCUAUUCUUCUCAUCUUUCACUGAAUCUAAUUCCAAGAAAUAUGGAAGUGAAGAGGUUCUUAGGUGUUGCUAUAUUACUAGCACUAGUUCUGGGAGUCACUGAGAGCUUUGAUUUGCAUGAGAAAGAUCUGGAAUCAGAGGAAAGUUUGUGGGACUUGUACGAGAGAUGGAGGAGCCAUCACACUGUUUCUCGAAGCCUAAAUGAGAAACACAGACGCUUCAAUGUGUUCAAAGCCAAUGCGAUCCAUGUUCAUAACACCAACAAGAUGGAUAAGCCCUACAAGCUCAAGUUGAACAGGUUUGCCGACAUGACCAACCAUGAGUUCCAGAAUGCCUAUGCUGCCUCAAAGGUCAACCACCAUAGAAUGUUCCGUGGCACGCCCCGUGGGAAUGGAACCUUCAUGUACGAGAAAGUUGAUAGAGUUCCUCCUUCAGUUGAUUGGAGGAAAAAAGGUGCUGUCACUGCUGUAAAAGAUCAAGGCCAAUGUGGUAGUUGUUGGGCGUUUUCAGCUGUUGCAGCUGUGGAAGGUAUUAAUCAGAUCAAAACAAAGAAGCUAAUCUCAUUGUCUGAGCAGGAGUUGGUAGACUGUGACACUGAACAAAAUGAAGGAUGCAAUGGAGGACUAAUGGAAUAUGCCUAUGAGUUCAUCAAGCGAAUUGGGGGAUUGACAACGGAAAGCAAUUACCCCUAUAAAGCCGAAGAUGAAACCUGCGAUGUAUCAAAGGAGAAGCAUCCAGCAGUGUCAAUUGAUGGUUAUGAGAAUGUCCCCCAAAAUGAUGAGCAUUCAUUGCUCAAAGCUGCUGCCAACCAGCCUGUAUCAGUAGCCAUAGAUGCUGGAGGAUCUGAUUUCCAAUUCUACUCAGAGGGAGUAUUUACUGGAGAUUGUGGGAAGCAAUUGAAUCAUGGGGUAGCUAUUGUGGGCUAUGGAACAACUAUUGAUGGAACCAAAUAUUGGAUAGUUAAGAACUCUUGGGGCUCUGAAUGGGGAGAGCAAGGUUACAUCAGGAUGCAAAGGGCUAUAUCUGAGGAGGAAGGACUUUGUGGCAUAGCAAUGGAACCUUCUUAUCCAAUCAAAAACUCCUCCACCAACCCAGGAGGACGCCAAUCAUCUCCUAAAGACGAGCUUUGAAUUGUUGUUUAUAUCAUCAAAACCAGAGGAAAAGUGAGAAGUAACUUCAAUGAUAUUAUCAUUAAUAUUAAUGUACACAUCAAGAUCACUCCGUCUCUACCAUUUAGGAAUAAAACUUGCAGUUUGUAUGCAGACCUGUUAGCUACAUUCCAUAGCCUUAAUAUCUUUGCAAUGAGAUUCUAGAACAUAAUUAUCAUUUACUCAGCAAUAUUCUCUCGCCAUCUUAUCUUUUAACAGUACAGGACCACAUACUAAGUAUGAGUGUCCUGGAAAUACUACACUAAGAAUGUUUUCUUUAUAGGGUGACGAGGCUUUACAAACUUGUCUUUGAUAUUACAUUUGGAAAAGUAUAAAACUUCAUGCACCACAAUGCUUGAAAUAUUACAGUAAAACUUUGUUCACAAAGCAGCCAAUAG